CUUUUUAAUUCAUUUCACUUCUGUUCAAUUCACAUUUUUUUACUUAAUCCAUUCCAUUUUCCAAUUUACCCAUGCUCGGGACAGCUUUCAAUUCCUUCCGCAUUCUGCGCGGCCCGCCCACGACGACGUUCUUCCGGCUGCAGCACAUGGACGGGCUUUUCGGUGGUGUCACUGUCCAGCACGGCAAUAACAAGCCCAAGUCCCUACACAAGACACGGCGCAUCUGGCUGCCCAACAUCCACAAGGUCUCCCUGUUUUCAAACAUUCUUCAGGAAAAGUUCAAGAUCCGCGUCACCACCCGUAUUCUCCGCACUAUUGACAAAAAGGGGGGCCUUGAUAACUACCUGCUGCUCACCAAGGACAAGAACAUUGAUAGCCCUUAUGGCAUCGAAUUAAAGCAAAAACUCGUGUUGAAACAAGCACAGAACCAAAAAGUAACAGCCUAAACCAAAGAAAACAAUUACUUUAUAAAUAUAU
Messenger RNA from Kickxella alabastrina, 477 nucleotides. RefSeq lists its product as uncharacterized. Gene Ontology annotation, molecular function: structural constituent of ribosome. The transcript has a single exon. Gene Ontology annotation, cellular component: mitochondrial large ribosomal subunit. The record is from RefSeq and is a predicted model, not a curated record. Bases 72 to 446 code for a protein of 124 amino acids. Lineage: Eukaryota; Fungi; Kickxellomycota; Kickxellomycetes; Kickxellales; Kickxellaceae.